Messenger RNA from Opisthorchis viverrini, 207 nucleotides. RefSeq lists its product as hypothetical. NCBI's taxonomy places the organism in Eukaryota, Metazoa, Platyhelminthes, Trematoda, Opisthorchiida, Opisthorchiidae. The record is from RefSeq and is a predicted model, not a curated record. Bases 1 to 207 code for a protein of 68 amino acids. The transcript has a single exon.
AUGCAGUGCAAUUCGGAAGCACAGUUGUCCCAACCCGAUUCGAAGCACCAAACUGCAAGUGAACUACGCAUUAACACAAACUCAGCUAGUCACUGGAAAUAUGACACCGGAGAAAACGUAGUGCACAGAAAAGAGUACACAACCGUCAACGGCAACCUAAGUUCACGACAACCCAAAAAUCAGACCAGUCGCAGUGAGGUGGGAUAG